GCCUUUUGGAUCGUAUGUAAUCACGGAGUUCUGUCUGAAACUGCAAAAACUUCAGAGGAAAACUCCGACGAUUUGUCAUACAGAAAUCAACUCUCAGAAUAUUAGCUGUCGGGCUGCCGGGAUUUUUGUUUUCAGAUUGACAGUUUAGUAACCGCGCAUUGGGAGUCCCCGUGAAUUGACGUGAUUAUGGCCCAAAGAGCGGAAGUUCACGUGAAUGUGGCUGAUUACGUGGUGGCACGUGAUGGAGCAGAAGCCAUUCUAGUGUCUCUAGUGAAAUAUUUGGCCGUGCAGCGUCGCCAAAUCCCGUAUUCGUACACAAUUCUGUGCAACUUGAGCGAUCGUGUCCGGCAGCAGGAGACUGAAGCUCCGUCCUGGAAGGAAUUCCAGUUGGAUAAGCAACGGAAGCUGGUCAACAGCACAGUUUUGGGCUACAAGCAGCUCUUCCAGGCAAUUCAUGUGGCUUUUGCGAAUAAAGUCCAGGAAGCUGUGCUGCUCUUUGGUGCCACAGCCUUCACGCCCAAGGAAGCGUGGUGGAUUGAGUUCCCUGAGAGUGUGCAGAAACACGAUCCGGGAGUUGUGCAUCAUGGGAAGGUGCAGGAGAUGGCUGAUCACACUGUGAUGACUAUUAGCGGUCGCCCGGAACUCUCGGAGAACAUGUCGAGGGAUUUUCAUACCACUAAUAUGUACUUAAUGCUGAAAUUUGCCGGGGAAGCUCCCAAGGAGUCUCGCUUCCGGGAGGCAUUCACAGAGAGGGAUGUUUUGCACCUUCCGACGAGCUGUCACGUGUCCAAGAUCACUCUCCAGAAUGAACCCACGAACGAGACAUUGGCAAAUUGCUGUGCUGAGAUGAGCGUCUUUGGAUUCUCGGGAUUUACGGGAAAGGCUCGAAGCUACGCGGAUUUGUUCCGCCGAAACGCAACGCAGAAGACUGAAGAGAGUCGCUGGUACGAGUGUGCCGAGAGCGUGAAGGGAUACAACCACGUCCUGGUGAAGGGAAAGGACAUUUGGAAUCUUUAGCCAUUGGCUGUGUUAUAUUGAGAGAUUGAUGUCUGCCUUACUACAAUAAACGACUCCUUGAAUUAGA
Phlebotomus argentipes is the source of this 1084-nucleotide messenger RNA. RefSeq lists its product as uncharacterized. The transcript is spliced from 2 exons. The coding region runs from base 187 to 1017 and encodes 276 amino acids. The record is from RefSeq and is a predicted model, not a curated record. Lineage: Eukaryota; Metazoa; Arthropoda; Insecta; Diptera; Psychodidae. Gene Ontology annotation, biological process: regulation of exit from mitosis. Gene Ontology annotation, cellular component: nucleus.